This is a messenger RNA of Paramuricea clavata, 234 nucleotides long. The record is from the annotation of a GenBank genome assembly. Lineage: Eukaryota; Metazoa; Cnidaria; Anthozoa; Malacalcyonacea; Plexauridae.
AUGGCAGUUUAUAAGAAUAUGCUCGUGGUCUUCUUCGUGAUCGCUACCAUCAACCUGUGUUUGGCCAAAACAAAAUGGAUAUGGCAACGUGAUGAUUUCGCUGAAGACUUGGACGUGGAGAGAAGACCAAAGAUGCAACGUGAUGUUGAGAAGGAUGGAAUUCAAGACGAAAUUUUGCAUCGCCAAAUGAAGAAGAAGCGAGUCGUGCCAUCUCAAGAUCAAGUCGUGAACUAA